Molecule: messenger RNA, 295 nt
Organism: Amoebophrya sp. A25
Lineage: Eukaryota; Dinophyceae; Syndiniales; Amoebophryaceae
Source: the annotation of a GenBank genome assembly
AAUAAACUCGUCCGCUUGUCCCGUGACAAAUUUCAGACGGAGACAGAGAAGGCGAAUCAGUACAACAACACAGCAGUCGACGACCUCCUAGUAGGAGGUGGUGGCAACCCCCGCUUUCAGAACCCGCCUUAUCAUGGUCCGAAUCCCAUGGGCAACAACUACACUGGCGCGGCGCGGGGACGAGGAGCGCAGCCCUCCGUUGGCCGGUCACUGCGAGUUCAGCCUACACUCUCUUCAACAGGAUUUCCGCGGGACCACCAAGACCAACCAUUUUCCGUGGUGAAUUUCCGUGGCG